AUGCGAUUGCAUCUUUUAUUCACAAGUAACAUAUUUCUAGCCAUUCUGGCUCAUUUUCAGAUUUCCAAAAGUGGGGUCUUUACUCAUUCCAUUUCAAAUGUGUACCCAGCGGAAUUUGUAAAAGUUUCAGGAACGGAAUUCCUACAGAACAAUAAAACAUGGAAACCAGUUGGUUUCAAUACCUAUCUUCUCAUCGAGCAAGCUGCAGAGUUACCGCACGGAUCCUUUCAUGCGAUUUAUUCAGAUAGCUUUGGAAAAAAUGAAAUAUUGAAACAGUUUGAGCAAGCAAUACUUUUGAACUUCACAUGUGUGCGAACAUGGUUAUAUAGCAUAAAUUCAAAUUAUCCUUUAUUUUUAGAAGAUGGAGUAUACGAUGAGAGAUUACUUGGCGCUUUAGAUUGGAUAAUAGUCGUAGCACGGGCGCACGGGCUCAAAUUAAUACUUUCUUUUACAGAUUUUUGGCCAGAGAGUGGUGGAAUUAGUUCCUUAAUUCUACUGAGUAGAAAAUUUUUAGAGUUAUCUCCUGAUCAUUCAGAACAGUACGGGAGAAGCUCCUUCUUCACUGAUCAGAAUUAUUUCAGUUUGUACAUCAGACAUGUAGAGCACAUACUUCUGCGAAAAAGUAAAAUUACUGGUACUCGAUACUGUGAUGAAAGCACAGUCAUGGCAUGGGAACUCAUGGUAAGUUUAUUUUUGACUACUUUUAAAUUUCUUCAUCUUUUCAUACAGAAUGAGCCGAGAUGCAGACUUUGUAGCGAGGGCAUAUUGCAAAAGUGGAUAUGGAAUGCAGCAAAGGCAGUCAAAUCACUAGAUAAAAGGCACCUACUUACAGUUGGUGAAGAGGGUUUCUAUGCAUCAACGAAAAAUUAUGUUAAUCCGGCUAAGUGGGCAAGUGAUACUGGGCAGAAUUUCAUAUCUGAUCAUAUAUUUACAGAAAUUGAUUACGCAUCAAGCCAUCUAUGGACAGAUAACUGGAAUCUGUUCUCGGCAUGGAGUAGAAAGCAUGUGAAAAAUGAUAGCUUCAACUUUUCAAAGACAUGGAUAGAAGAGCAUUCAAGCGACUCGUUAAACAUUUUACAAAAACCUUUUGUCCUAAGCGAAUACGGUUCCACAGGUUUUGGAAAUAGAAACAACAUAAUUGGUUCACUUGUGACUACAGAAGAUCAACGUCAAACCAAAGUUAGUCGCUUUUACAGCGAAGUUCAUACUGCACUUCUGCAGAAUAGAAAUGGAGCUCUAUUCUGGAUUUGGCAUAACGAAAACUUGAAAUAUCUCCCCUCAUACCAAGAUGAAUACGGAAUUUUUGUAUCCGAUAAUGUUUUCGAUAGAUUGAGAAAUUAUUCGCAAGUCUUACGUUCCUAA
This is a messenger RNA of Bathycoccus prasinos, 1362 nucleotides long. RefSeq lists its product with no specific name. NCBI's taxonomy places the organism in Eukaryota, Viridiplantae, Chlorophyta, Mamiellophyceae, Mamiellales, Bathycoccaceae. The record is from RefSeq and is a predicted model, not a curated record. The coding region runs from base 1 to 1362 and encodes 453 amino acids. The transcript has a single exon. Gene Ontology annotation, molecular function: hydrolase activity, hydrolyzing O-glycosyl compounds.